ACAUUACAUUGAGAGUUAUGAGGGUGGUCAUUGUCCUUAUUUGGAUCAGUGCGUUUUGCAUAACCAUGAUGAGGAUGAUGUAUUUUCUUGGUUGCAAGAGGAUUUUGCUAGACAUUAUGAGCAAAAUAAGGCACCGUACAUGAUGGCUUUUAAAUCGAAUUGGUUUCAAAUUAAAGAGCUGGAAAAUGGACUGGGCAAAUUUUUGGAUUGGGCGUCAUCAUUACCGGACGUAUGGAUGAUCACCACAACUCAAGCACUGACAUGGAUUACCGACCCAAAGCCCCUGAAAGUUAUCAAUGCCAAAUAUGAUGCAUGGGACUGUGAAAAGAAGCCAAACAACGUACAGAAACCGUGUAACCUUUCGAAUAAAUGCGCAUUGCCCUUCAAAACUCAAACCUCAAACGUUACCGACACGAGGUAUAUGGAAACGUGCAAAGACUGUCCGAAUCAAUAUCCGUGGUUGGGUGACGCUGAGGGCACUGGCAUUCUGGGCCGUGAUAAUUAUAUUUAUUCGGGUGCAUCGGCUACCGAUAUUGAUGUCGACGAGCCAGUUCGGAGGAAGUAGAGAGCACAACAAAUUUUAAUAAGACUUUAAAUUAUUUUUGUUUCGCUAAGCCUUUAUUUGUUUAAUAAAAGAAAAGUC
Messenger RNA from Bradysia coprophila, 643 nucleotides. Its product is annotated as chitin deacetylase 1-like. Lineage: Eukaryota; Metazoa; Arthropoda; Insecta; Diptera; Sciaridae. The record is from RefSeq and is a predicted model, not a curated record.